AUGGACGUUGAGGAAUCGAUUGACACGAGAGCUCUUGAAGAUUAUAGAGAAGCUCUGGAUAGCGACGCUACGAUGCGUUCCCGAGACGUAUGCUCGCUGAACCAGCAUGAGCUUGGUCUUUUAAACAGAAAGUCGCUUAGGAUGGGUACGGGAACCUCGCAAGGCCAAAAGAGACCGACUCGGAAAUUCGACCUUACAUUGAAACCGUUGCCGUAUGAAGAAGUGGCCAAUCGGAUGAUGGGUUCUCACGUCGUUUCAGAAAAGCAGCGCUCAAAGAUGAAGAGGCACGGAACAGGAAGGGUGAAAAAGCGAAGACCAUUUGGUUUAAGAACACCCAAUUUUGCCGACGAUGAGGAAUUUGAAGAAGAGGAUGAGGAGAUUCACGCUGUUUUUGCAAAGAAGGAUCAGCCGUCCAGGUUGGGGGAAGAUCAAAUGCGUCUUGAGGACAUGUUGCAGAAAAAAGUCGACGUCCGGGCAGGAUCGAUGGUUUGGAAUUCAUUGGUUUUAAACCCAAGUGGACAUACGGGAAAUUCUUGUAAACUUGCGGAAGCCACCGAGCUCGAUUCAGAGGCGCCUGGAAGUGCACCUGGAAGUGUUACUGAUUUGAACGGUUCUGGAGUCAAGAACCUGCAUACCGCUUUUGAAGAGAACGGGAUUGGACGUGUGGAAGUCAGCGAGUCACCAGUUACAGACGCUACACAAGAGGUCGUGCGUGAUGAAGCUGAAGGUCAGGCUAAUGCGGAGGAGGAAGAUCAUGGUGCUGAAGUUGAUGAGCCGAUGACUGGCUCACUUCAGCCUACGGAAGUUGACUCUGGAACCAGUGAAACGAUGGAAGGCAUGAUGGCCGAUGUCUCCGGAGCUGAACAGGAUGCUGAUCCAGGCGAUGAGGAUGACGCGUGCAACGUUGUGGAGAUCAUGUGUUCAGAACAGACCAGUAAGAAGCCAGGCGCUUCCCCUCUUCCUGCUGUUGUGGAAGAUGAACCCACGGAUUCGGUAUCCUACACGGUCCCAACCACUCCAGUUGCCCAGCAAGCACCGACUGUUGCACGUAAAUCCGCACUUAAGUCUGGGCGCAAAUCGGCCGGCAAGUCUGUGAGGAUUGCUGGUGCGUCUGGUUCACCGGAAGCGUUUGCUGUGCUGCCGUUAACCCCAGAGGCUGGUACCUAUCUGAAGAGGACGAAGUCGUCAAAGGUUCAGAAGGAGAAGUCAAGGAAUUUGCGCAAUCGCAGAAGCAGCUUGGCAGGUGGUGGACUGGUUUGGGAUGGCAACAUAAAAAAGAGCACGCGAUCGCGCAUGAAGCCUUUGGAGUGGUGGCGCAUGGAGGGGGUUAGCUAUGGCCGACCUCACCAGAGUUUGCCAACUCCAGUGGAAGUGCAAGUUUGUUCACCGGAACCUUACUGGCCUGCAGUGCCACCAGGAGGUUUGAAGAAGAGGGUUGGACUUCGUAAGAUGGUGAUACCAAGUCUCUGUGACUCAACUGAUGCAAACAUUCUGGCCAUUGAGUGA
This is a messenger RNA of Closterium sp. NIES-65, 1506 nucleotides long. The record is from the annotation of a GenBank genome assembly. NCBI's taxonomy places the organism in Eukaryota, Viridiplantae, Streptophyta, Zygnematophyceae, Desmidiales, Closteriaceae.